Molecule: messenger RNA, 4884 nt
Organism: Scomber japonicus (chub mackerel)
Lineage: Eukaryota; Metazoa; Chordata; Actinopteri; Scombriformes; Scombridae
Gene: tmem131l
Product: transmembrane 131 like
Exons: 34
Coding region: 32-4627 (1531 amino acids)
Cellular component (GO): membrane
Source: RefSeq, a predicted model, not a curated record
CACAAGGCAGGCUGCUAACCGAGAGGGCAGCAUGGCGGGUCUACAGGACUUCCAACAAGGCAGCCACUGUCACAGGAAAACGUGGAUCAAUAUACUAUUAGGAAUACUUCAAUUACUUUUACCCUGCGUGCAGCACGGAGGGGCUCAACUGCAAGCUCUGAGUCAGAUGUCCACCAGCGUGGUCGAGGUCUGGCAACCAGAGGAUGCAGAGCCAUUAGUCCCACUUCAGGUGGAGAAGGAGCGAAGAAAAGACGGUCUUCCACUGGAAGAAAGCUCCUCUCCAUAUACGCGGGAGAAUGGGAGGCCCUUACAUUUCCAGCCCCCAGCGUUGGAGUUUGGGACUCAGCCGCUGGGGCUGCCAAGAGCUGAAACCAUAAAUAUACACAACCCCAGCCAGGAAGUUCGUGUGACACUGCUGUCAAUGUUUACAUCCAGCAGUCAUUUUUACAUACCUUCCUUCAACACAAGAGAGAUCCCACCCAGAGGGAAGGCAUCUUUUAAACUAAUUUUCCUCCCGUCUGAGGAGGGCAAUGUAGAAAACACAUUAUUUAUAAACACAUCGGCCCAUGGGCUGCUGUCAUACCAGGUGUUUGGUGUGGGAGUUCACCGGGGUUCAUUAAAGUCUGUCCAAAGAAAGGAUAGUCUGCUAAUAUUCCCUCAAAUCCAGAGCAUUAAGCUGACCCAAACUCAGGAAGAUGCCUCCAACAUCACCAUACUGGGUCUACUCCUGGAGUGCAGCCUACCGAAGAGUUUGUACAACAACCCUCAGGGGUCCUGCUUCCAGAGUGAGGAGCGCCUCAGUCUGCAGAUUAAUCUGUCGGCGCGUGGAGACCGGCCCGCUGACCUGGACAAGCUCAAGCCUUACGUCAUUGAGCAUAUUUUGGUGCUGCUGGUGGCCCCCACUGUCGGACAGGCUGCAGUAGGGGAACCAAAAAUAGGAGUUUAUAUGUUAAAUUCUGGAGGGAAGAAGUUCUACGUAAAGGACAUGCAGGUGCUAUCAAAGGUGGAGGCGAGCCUGGAAUUAAAUCAGGUUCUUCUGAGGCCAGACGCAAAAAACUUCACAGAAGUGGCUACCCUCGCCUGCAGAAGUUCAUUGCCAGGCCAUGGAAGGAAAUGCAUAAGUCAUAUCAGUUUAAAAGUUCUGGGAAACAGGACAACCUACACCUUCCCUGGAUUACAUAUCACACACAGAAGGACCGUAGGGGAUCUGUUUAGCCUUUUCCAGGUUAAACAAAGCGAUGCAGACCAGGUGGACCUGUGGCUGACUAACCCCUUCCACCUGCCAUUAACUGUGAAGAAUGCCAGCCUCUCACAGACGCUGCAGGGAGUGAUGAAGGUGAUGAACUUCAGCGGUCCGGUCAUAGUUCCCCAGGGCUGCUGGCAUGUCCUGUCCCUCCAGCUGCUCAGCAGGACCCUGCCCAUGAACCACAUGUUCACCCUGAGUCUGGACACCAAACUGGGCACCACCCUGCAAAUUCCCCUCUACUUUCACUCUUCUCCUUCCAAGCAGGGGGAAGUGAUGUUUGAGGCUGAACGAGAGUGUGCACGACCUUGCCCACUUAGAUUAUCUGAAACAGGUCGUUCAGAGUGGCAGCGCACUCUCCUCCCAGACUUUUUCCCUUCAUCUUGGGCCAUAGACAGCAAACUGGCUGCUGAGCUCUGCUCUGGAUGGCAGAACCACAAAGACAAACUUCCUUGCAGAUGGCCCAGACUCCCUGUGGAAACAUCCUCACCUUUGGACUUCGGAGCUACACCUGUCAAUGAGAGCAGGGUGAAGACCUUUAUGGUGAAGAAUCCUUCUUCUUCGGUUGUUUCUGUAGAGAUUCGCAUCCUCUCCCUGUACCCGGCCCCCCUGGAGGCUCUGGACCUGCUAACCAAAUGGUUUAAUAUCAGCCCCCUCUCUGUCAAUGUCAGUACCACAGAGUUCUCUCUGUUGGCCACUCCUCCCAAGGUUGGUGAGAGUGUGGAGGAGAUGACAGGAGAGGGUGUCCUGCGUCUUUUACUGCAACCCUGGGAGGCCAGAGAGGUUGCUGUUGUCUUUACUCCCUCUGAGCACAAACCGACCACUACCAUUCUCAUCAUCAGGAACAACCUGACAGUGUUUGACAUGGUGACAGUCCAGGGCCAUGGGGCCAAAGAGCUGCUCAGAGUCGGAGGCAAACUACCCGGCCCAGGAGCUUCUCUGCGCUUCAACGUUCCUCAGUCAACUCUAAUGGAGUGCCGAGAUGGCCUGCGCACCAACAAGCCACUUUUCGCCAUCAGAAAGAGUUUCAAGGUGGAGAAUGCAGGAGAGCUGCCGCUUACUGUCAUGUCAAUGAAUAUAAAUGGAUAUAAGUGUCAGGGGUAUGGCUUCGAGGUGCUCCAGUGUCGCUCCUUCAGCCUGGACCACAACACCUCCUCUGAGAUCACCAUCGCGUUCACCCCAGACUUCACCUCAUCCUGGGUCAUCCGUGACCUCAUCCUGGUGACAUCACGCGGCACCUUGUUCCCUUUCACCCUCAAUGUGACGCUGCCCCACCACAUGUUGCCUCUCUGCGCCCAGGUGGUUCCUGGCCCCAGCUGGGAGGAAACCUUCUGGGUGGUCACACUCAUCUUCACAUGCUUUUCCCUGUUUGGUGUGUGUCUGAUGGCCUUUCAUCAGGCCCAGUACAUCCUGAAUGAGUUCUCCAUGCCCAGCAUCAGGAGCAACCACAACUCUGUGCUGUCUCGGGACAAUGGCCCCGCCAACAAUAUCACACCCAACGGAGUAAAUAAAACGAAGGGCAGUUGUAAGAGCUAUGUGGACACCUGUCAUACCUCUGACAAAGGUAAGGGGCGAGGCUCUCCAGCCUUGGCCAACAGCCCCGCCCCACGUCCUCAAUCCUCAAAGAAGGGCUCUUCAACCACCCCAACCCAACAACAAAAGAAACACAAGGUUUCACUCUAUUACACCAAAUACAAGUCCAGCUCCUCCACAGCAGCGACAGGCAAUGUGACAAUGGAAGAAGAGCAUGAAGACCUGAUACCUGACCCUCCCCUGACCCCAGACCCUGAUUUCUGCAACAACAAUGAGCCAGCGUUCAUCAGUGAGCUGGAUCAAAAGACACCAGAAGACUUUAAAGAAGACACCCACAGCACUAUAGAAGAUAUGGUGCCAGCAGCAGUUAUGUUUCCCAUGGAAAUACCUGCUGGUUUCCCAAAUAAUGUCACAUUGUGCCCAGGACCUAGACCUGGCCUGCUGGUGUGCAGUCCUAUAGAGAAGGCCCACACUGAGCACUAUGCAGAGAAGAUCAACUCUGAGAAAAGGGACAGUUCUGAACUGGAGCUAAGAGAAGAUGGCAAAGGCCAGAAAAAGAAAGUACAAAGUGCAGAGAUUGGCACAGUACCAGGAAAUAAUAAGGGAAAGAGGAGUCGGAGGAAGAUGGAGAAUGUCACAAGUGCCCCUGAGCACAGUGUGCUAGUGAUGCCAGAGAGGGAGAAAGAACCUGAUUGGAAAACAGGGGAGCGUAUCAUCAGCGGAUCCCGCAACAGGAACCGCUGCUGCAACGCCUCCAAGUCAGAAGCACCAAAGCCUGCACUAACUGCCGAGAGCCCCCUCAAACAGAAUGGUGUGUGUCCUGCCCGCACUCGACGAAAGUGUGCUACUGAGCGGCGUGGCGGCGGAGUGUGUGAGUCCGGCUCAGACUCUGGCAGCUCUUCAGGUAGUGUGAGGGCCAGCCGAGGAAGCUGGGGCAGCUGGAGCAGUGCCAGUAGCAUAGAGGGAGACAAGGACGGCAGUGCCCGGACACACGCCUGCACUACCUCAUCUAGAAAAAGGGACUCCAUGCAGUACGGUGUCUACCCAGUAGAGAGAGACUGCUACCAGACCAUGAAUGCAAACUACAAGGCUCUCAGCAUGAACAGCUUGUAUCGUAAAGACAUGUGCCAAAGCCCCGACCCCGCAGUGUCCAACUUCACCCCCAGUUUUGCUGCGGUUACUGCAGGAGUGGACAGGACCACAGACCUGACAGGUCAGUAUGUGCCUGAAGAGACGUGGUCAGCUCCAUCCAUCCCCCUCACCAAUGAGUUCAGAUACAACACCACCGAAGCUCUGCCCUACAUACCUCAGCAAGCAACCACCGGGUCAUACAAUGGGUUUACCUGGAGAAGUGCCAACAGCCAUUGCAACAGUCCAUACACCUACAGUCAGGAAGGCAACUACAUAGGUAAUGGAACGUUCCCGAGCGGUUUUCCGAGUCAGGAGAGCCAGAAUGUACACAGCAAUCAGACCAGCUGGAGCGAGGAACAGCCUCAGGAAUCGCCUUCAUCCUGGGACACAGCAGCCUGUGUGGGCAGUAAGCCAUACUUCUCGGGCACCCGCAGCCUCUCUCCCAUGUCCAGUCUGUUUGGAUCCAUCUGGACGCCGCAGAGCGAGCCCUACCAGAGCCACUUCCAGCCUGAGCGAUCAGCCCCGAUAUCCCCCGUGUCCCCCAUCACCCCUCCUCAUUCUCCCUUCAGCCGGGAGCCAGAGGGGAUCUGCGCACCGACCCAGUACUCGAGCUUCAACCCCUUCGGCCCCCACAUGAACCUGGACAUAUGGAACUCUUCUUCCAACCGCAGCUCCAACUCGCAGCUCUCUAACGACUCCGGCUACUGUGGAGAUGUUUAAAAAUAAAAAAAUUUAAAAAAACAAAGAAGCGGCAGACCUUAACAAUAAUUGCAAACAUAUAAAAACAUUGAUAUCUAAAAGAAAGGAAAUAAAAAUGAAUGUUCUUUUAUCAUUAAUGGGGAAAAUGUGAAUAUUCCUUUUCUUUUAUGUUCUCAUUUUCAAAUGUUAAAUGUUGUGAAAGGUUAAGCAUUUGUUGUAUAUUUUUCUAGAUGUUUUGCAGUUUUGAUCAUAGAAAAUUAAAAAAAAAAGGUUUUGUA